This is a messenger RNA of Cadophora gregata, 2986 nucleotides long. RefSeq lists its product as uncharacterized. Lineage: Eukaryota; Fungi; Ascomycota; Leotiomycetes; Helotiales; Ploettnerulaceae. The record is from RefSeq and is a predicted model, not a curated record. Gene Ontology annotation, molecular function: iron ion binding; heme binding; monooxygenase activity. The coding region runs from base 370 to 1977 and encodes 535 amino acids. The transcript has 3 exons.
ACUUAUUUCUCGUUUAGAGAGCAAAUGCCAUCCAGCCCGAAUGCAUGUUUCCGCAUUCCCCACCAAUCGAUACUUUGCGAUAGCAAUCAUCCCCAAUUCAGCCUUCCGGCAAGCUCUCAUCCGUGCUGAUGCUUACGGUCAUUACAAACUUACAAACAAAAGUCCCCCUGCGCAAAUCAGCAUGUGGCUUCGAAAAGCGGGGAUGUGCUUUCGAGACCGUGAUGAAACCUUCCUUCCCCCGUUCGCAUACGGGUUGAUCUACCCGCCUUUAAGGUUUGUAGAUUGUCCUAGCUCUUUCUCGAUUUAAGCUUCUUGGAACUUCUUGUCAUUAAACGCCAUUAUUGCGUGACUUCCUGCAACAGUCAAAUCAUGGCUUUCGAUCAGCUGUAUAUCCUUCUGGCUGGGGUCACGGCACUGAUCGCUGCGGGGUUCCUUACGCGCUCGAAGUUGAAUUACGGGGAUGAUGUCCCCUCUGGAUUACCUUGGGUGGGAAAGCGACAAGGCUUGUUUUCUGAUCUACGGACACGAGUAGCAAGUAUAAAUGCUGUGUUGGAGACAAUCGAGGCUGGAUAUCGGAAAUACUCGAAAGCCGGCCACAAUUUCGUUCUUCCUGGUUUUGACCACUCUAUGGUCCUAGUCCCAGCGUCGCAGGUGAAAUGGAUUAUCGACCAGGCGGAACAUGUUCUCAAUGCGAAUGAGAUGCAGCGCGAGGUGCUUCAGACGGAUUACACCCUUCUUGAUUCGACACUAGCUCGGAACCCCAUCCACGAGCUUAUUGUCCGGAGAGACUUGACAAGAUAUUUGGGGGGGUUGAUUCCAGAUAUCGAGGACGAGCUGAAUUGUGGGGUUGACGAAUUAUGGGGCAAAGAUACGGAGAAGUGGACGGAUGUGGGGGUGUUUACUUCGAUGAUGAAAAUUGUUGCCAGAACAUCGAAUAGGAUAUUCGUUGGACUGCCACUGUGCCGGAAUGACGAGUAUCUCGACAGCGCCGGCGGAUUCGCACAGGAUAUUCCAAUAAGCGCUGCAUUCAUUCGAAUCAUUCCCAAAGUCCUGAGGCCAUUCCUAACCUGGAUACCGCUCCUUUCAAAUAGAUGGCAUCUCUACAAAGCAUCUAAACACUUACUCCCAUUCAUUCGGAAACGCAUAUCAGAGCUGGACGCCGCCAAGGCUACAGGUGAAAAGGUCGAAUGGAACGACUUCACUGGAUGGUACUUGAAGUAUGUAGCUAAUUAUCCCGAUCCCGCUGAACGUGCACCCGAGAAGCUGGUGAAGCGAUUGAUGGUCAUCAACUUCGCAGCUAUCCACACCUCAACAUUCACAGCAACCAACAUGCUAUUCGACCUCUUCUCUUCCCCCACAGCCGAAGCCGACGUGAAGGAAAUACGAGAGGAAAUCGAAACCGUACUCGCUGAGUACAACGGAAAAUGGGACAAGAAUGCCGUGGCGAAAUUAAUUAAAACAGAUAGCGCUGUGAGAGAAAGUCUGCGAAUCUCAACUUUCAUGAGCCACGGUAUGGACAGGGUAGUAGUUGACCCUAACGGCGUCACCAUGAACGAUGGCCUGCAUCUCCCACAAGGAACCCGCAUCGGGACUUCCACCUACUCAAUCCACCACGACAACAACGUCUACGAGAACGCUAAAACCUACGACGCGUUCCGCUUCUCCCGCGUCCGAGCCGGCGCUACUAAACCAUCUACUGCAAACGGAGCGAUGAAUAAGGAGGAUCUCGCGAAGGUUCUAGAAGCGAAGAAUCUGUCGACAGUCACUACGUCAGAUACGUACUUGUCUUUCGGACAUGGACGACAUGCCUGUCCAGGACGCUUCUUUGCUGCUACGGAGAUGAAGUUGUUGUUGGCGUAUAUCAUUCUGAAUUAUGAUGUCAAGCCGUUUAAGGAGAGGCCAGCGAAUACCUUCCUUGCGGGGUCUAUUCUGCCACCUAUGAAGACGACGAUUUCAGUGAGGAGAAGGAAGGUGUGAUAGACGGACCUAGUAGACUUCUCUUAUGAAGAGGUUUCUUACUUUGUGAGAGGUAAUUCAAUGGGGCAGUACAAGAAGCAUGGAACGGCGUUUCGGGUCAAGACCACAUUGGAUGGUCCGGGACUGUGGGGUAAACAACUGCGAAUAUCAAAGCGCGUUGAUCCAAUUUCUCUUUUCUACUGUUCUAAUCACUAAAGCCCAAGUAUUUACAGGCACUUGAUAAGUGUUUGUUCCCAUUUCCUUCCCCACCCAGCCAAAAAAAAAAACGUUUUUCUAGUAUACCAUAUCUCCAUAUCUUCUCACAUCUAUUCCAAGCCCCUCAAAACUCCAUGCAAUGCAAUUCUCCAAGUCUCAAAACUAUACUUCUAUACACAAAAUCCACGCAUCCACCCACCCAUCAUCCUCUAUGCUCUUCUCUUUCUCCCAUCCACCCCUCCAACCGUCUUCACAAACCCGUCAUAACCCUCAACAUAAUCGGCGCCGCCGCAUACGGCCAAAACAUCAACGCCGCAACAAUCGGCACAUAACUAUACACUACAUCAGCCACUCCAUUUCCUAUUCCCCCCACCCACCAUCAAACAAAACAGAGAAGGAAUGACGAGAAAGGAAAAAUCAAAAGGAAAGAAAGAAGAAAAGGAAAAGCUCACAGCUGCAACCCCCUCCCUAUCCUCCUCCCCUGGACCCACCAGUCUCCUCUUGCACCAUCUAUGAUUUUCCCUGGUAGGGCUUGGAAUUGUGAUAUACUGUAUGCUCUUCUUCCUUGAGAAUGAAAGGGUUGGCGUGUCCGGGUGAGGGUGUUGAGGAGGACGCGGCUGGUUCGUAAGGUGGUGGGGGGCAUGUUUAUUUUGUUUUGUUUUAUUUGUUGUUUGGGUUGGAUUGGAUUUAGGUUAGGAGCCGAAAGCUGGCUUGUGAUGCUGGCGGAGAACAAAUGGUGGGUUGAGGGAGGUUGGUGUGUACAAAAAGUGGAUGAGGUGGUAUAGAGAGUUUCUAUAAUUUGUUUGAGAAAUUG